AUGAAAACAAAGAUGAUAUCUCCGACGAAGUUCUCCCUCAUCGUCCUCCUCUUCUGCUCCUUUGGGAAUCUUGCCACCGGCCAGAGGAGCGGGUUCAUCUUUCCAUCGCAUGAUCCAUGCUCGCUGAAUGGUGGAGUAUGCACGAAGAUCGCCGAGUGUCCCGGAGCAGUGGCAAGAAACCUGUCGGAUGCAUCAACCAUCCGAUCGCUACUUUGCUCCUCCAAAUCCAGUGAGCCCCUCAUCUGCUGCGACCAAGCGACACCCACCCUUCCAGCUUCUUCCACAAGUUCUCCCCCUCCCCCAAAACGGGUCAGCCAAACUAAGUGCGAGGAGUACAAAGCCUCCCAGAAAAGCGUGACCUGCGAGAAAUCUCAAAAAGAAUUAAUUGUUGGUGGAGAGGCAGCGAAGCCCUACGAGUUCCCUCACAUGGCCCUCGUGGGAGAAAAGCUGUUGAACGGGAACAUUUCUUGGAAAUGCGGCGGAACCCUAAUCAGCAAGGAAUGGAUUCUCACAGCUGCCCACUGCAUCAACAACGAGUACGUCCUCGUCUUUUCCAGCGUCGAUCAUGACUCUCCUUCCCUGCCUUUGAUGGCGAGACUCGGGGAACAUGACCUGAAUGAUGUUGAGACCAUCACAUACGAUUACAGUGUGACGAAGUUCGUCAUUCAUCCAAGAUGGGGAAGAGGGGGAUAUCGGAUCAAAUACCAUGAUAUUGCCCUCCUGCAAUUGGAUCGGGAAGUGCACUCUCAACACCUUAUUUUCCCAGCGUGUCUGCCGACUGAAGAGGAAAUUUUGACACCGGAAAGAAAUAACUCUCUGAGUGUUGCUGGAUGGGGAAAUAACUCUAUCGGCGAGAUAAAGAGCAGAAUUCUGCAAAAAGUCAGUGUUCCAUUGAUGGGGCCAUCAGACUGCGAUCAGGUGCUUUCAAAAUAUCCACGUCUGGGUCUGAAAAGAAUCUAUCCAAAAGGUGUGAAGGGUCGAAUCCUGUGCGCCGGCACAGGAGGCAAAGAUUCGUGCCAGGGAGACUCAGGGGGACCAUUGAUGCUACCUCUCUCUCCAGACAGCUGCGUGUAUACCAUUGUGGGGAUCGUAUCCACUGGCGUCGGGUGCGGGAAUCCUGACUUCCCUGGCUUCUAUACUCAGGUCUCCUCCUACUUGGACUGGAUUGAAGGGAUUGUCUGGAAGACUACAAGUGCAACCGCCACUAUGUUCUAG
Molecule: messenger RNA, 1215 nt
Organism: Darwinula stevensoni
Lineage: Eukaryota; Metazoa; Arthropoda; Ostracoda; Podocopida; Darwinulidae
Source: the annotation of a GenBank genome assembly